Cherax quadricarinatus is the source of this 1697-nucleotide messenger RNA. RefSeq names its product NADH:ubiquinone oxidoreductase core subunit S3 (gene ND-30). Lineage: Eukaryota; Metazoa; Arthropoda; Malacostraca; Decapoda; Parastacidae. The record is from RefSeq and is a predicted model, not a curated record. Gene Ontology annotation, molecular function: NADH dehydrogenase (ubiquinone) activity.
GAGAUAUGACUGAGUACAGCUCCUGCCGGCGUAGCCUUAACAAGUCACAACAACAAGGAGGCAACAUGGCGGCCGCUCUUACUCGAGCAGUUUACUCUGUAGUCAGAAAUGUUCCAAGAGUGGUUGUGCCACGUGUUGCAGAGAUGAGACUGUGCAGCACCCAAUUGCAUCCUACUAUUCGACCUGAAAAUGCCGUUCAAAGGCAGACUUUGAGUGAGUUUGGGCAAUAUGUAGCAGAGUGUCUACCAAAGUAUGUACAGAAGGUACAGAUCACAGCAGGGAAUGAACUGGAAGUGUUGAUAGCUCCUGAAGGAGUGGUGCCUGUUAUGUCAUUCCUAAAAGAUCAUACUAAUGCUCAAUAUACAUCCUUGUCUGACCUGUGUGGAGUUGAUGUUCCAUCCAGGGCUUACCGCUUUGAGGUAGUGUAUAAUCUUCUCUCAAUGCGUUACAGUAGCAGGAUCCGCGUGAAGACUUAUACAGACGAGUUGACGCCACUUGAGAGCAUUUAUGAUGUCCACAAGGCAGCCAACUGGUAUGAACGGGAAGUGUGGGACAUGUAUGGAGUAUUCUUCUCCAACCACCCAGACCUUCGCAGAAUUCUUACAGACUAUGGCUUUGAGGGCCAUCCCUUAAGGAAAGAUUUUCCACUGUCUGGUUAUGUAGAGGUUCGAUAUGAUGAUGAAGUAAAACGUGUGGUUGUGGAACCCCUCGAGCUAGCUCAGGAAUAUCGCAAGUUUGACCUUUCAGCUCCUUGGGAACAGUUUCCUAAUUUUAGAGACCACAGUGCUGCAGAAGAGGUGCCAGUAAAGAAAGAUGAGGAGUAAGCCCUAGUUCAGCCAGGACUCAAUGUGACCCAGGAACCAACAGGGGCCCCCCCACACCCUUGUGCUCUGUAGCUGAUCUCCGACAUUCAAGGAACUUUAGUACCUCUGUAACAUGAUCGACCAUCUAUUGAAGCAACUCCAGCAGUGCACUUGGUGGGGAAGCUGGGAGAUCUCUGGAUAAUGACCUCUUCCUUAAAUCUCGGGAAUCUAAUUCAAACAAGGAUCACAUUUAGGCCAAAAAAAUGUUAUCAGGAUGUUAGUCACCCAAAUAUCCAGUGAUAGGGAGGAGAAGGGAAAGCUUUCCAGAGCAGAGGCAACCCCCACACAUUACAUUUAAGUCAAGAGAUACCUUGUGCAGUGGCAGGAUUAAGGUAACAGUUUGGGUGAAUGACUAGCCACACAUUCCUACCCCAGGCUGAGGACCACCCAACCAACCAACCAACCAACCACAGGCUUCCACCCAAGGUUACACAAACAAUACUUGAGACAGUACUAAUUGCACGAGAAUUAUGCCUGCCCUCAGCAAGCACCUGCAAAUCAAGUGCACAGGAAGACAUGUGAAAAAGCCCAAAUGUUGUACGACCCCUAUGGGGCUAGCAUUCCCUGAAUACAAGACCCAAUGGAAAGAAUGAGUAAGCAAUGAGAAAACGGGGAGGGAUAAAACCAGUGGCACAACAGUUUAAAAUAGGACCAGGUAGUGUUACCAUAGCCAAUGACAGCAAACACUAGCAUACCAGCUGCAAUUACUAACUUGCAAUUCUAAUUUUUGCAACAUUACUUUGCAGCACAUUAAAACAUUUAACAGUUACAAAUUCACAAUUAAAGAAAAUAAGAACGAGGGGGAGGGGGCUCCUUUUUCAGAUGUGCUUACCG